CGUUUUUCACUUCGAAGAGAGCGGACGUGCACGGACGCGUUUACGCUGGCGCAUCGCAUCGCUGGAUUCCGUUCGUUCGGUUACGUUCUGGCGUGUUUUUUUCUGUUUGUCGCGUUGUUAUUAACUUUUGUAUUUUACUACCACUACGGAACAUUGUAUAAUUUCUGUUUCUGUUCUCCGCCCGUUUACGCGCCGCUUUUUUGCCUUUUUGCCACCUGUGCAAGUGUGCGCUGGAAAAAGAUACGUAGUUCGGGAAAUAGAGCGUUUUCAAUGCCGGCUUUAACAUGUGUGUUUUGCUGACGUUCCGUUCCGUCCCCAACUGUCAUAUCUAAUUCGUGCUCACAGCCCGAGGAGAAGGUAAUACUAAAAGUGGGAAAAGCAGAGCCAGAGUGCAGGAGAAUAAACUUAUUUGGUUAUUAUCAGCGGAUAUCGCGUAUACGCCGCGUGUUGCCUUGAAGGUGAAAAGCCAAACUUGUGCCACUUGCUAUUUACCCCCCGCAUUUUCGCUCCGUGUAUGUUUGAGUGCGUAGCCGAAUACAGAAACAACAACGACGAGCCACAGCAGCAAGCACAUCAGUUACUAUUAAAUUAUAUUGCAAGUUACAAGCCGAGGGAGAAAAAAAAACAAAAUAAAAAGAAAAACACAAAAUAAUCAAGCGAAACAAGGCGAAAAAAUACACAACAAAAACAAACAACAACAGCGGCAGAGCAGCGGCAGCGAAAAGAACGUUUAAGUGAGCAGCGACUGCGCCGUCUACGCCGACUGCGACUGCGGCAGAGGGUGCAACAACAGCAGCGAAAAUAGCAACAAAAUGUCGAAAAACUGUUGAGCCAACAAGAUGCAAGCGGUCAUGGACUCGGCCGCCAUGGCCAUUGCCGUGGGCUCCUCCGGUUCCGGAUCCGUAUCCGGGCUGAGCUCCGGCUCGAGUUCCGGGCCAGGGAGCAGCAGCAGCGGAAGCAGCAGCGGCUACGGCAGCGCCACGACCACGCCCACCGGCGGCGGUCACUACGAGAAUUCGCCCACCUCGAUGCCCAUGGCCACCAUUGCCACGGUGGCUCCGUUUUACAGCGAGGCCCUCACCUCGUUGGAUGCCCAGCAGCGCCAGCAACAGCAGCAACAGCAGCAGAAUCCGGGUCACUACUAUCACCAGAACUACGCAUACGGAAAUUCCCUGCCCCUGGAUCCCGGCUUCAACUACAGUGGAGCUCCGUACAACACGUACAGUGCGCCCAGUGCGGUGGGUCAGCAACAUUCCGGCAAUAGUUAUCCCGUAAGUGGACCGCGCUACGAAAAGUUGGCGCCGAGUUCGGGGGUAAAGUAUGGAGGAAGUACCAUGGGAGGUACAAGUGCGGGUAUCAAACCGCAGGCCACGGCCACGCCCUUUUACGCCCAGCCGGCGGGUUCCGGCGGCUAUAUGACCCAGUCAAAUGCCAUGUACGAUCCCUACAAGUACAAGGUGCCCCCCAAUGGACAGGCCACGUCGCAACCUAUGAUGCCGAGCAAUAUGACGGGAGCUACGGUUCCGGGUCCCUCGUACAGCCAGGGCCUACCCCUGAAUCCCGCUGCGGUGGUCCAGAAACAGACGCACAUGCCACAGCAGACGCAGCUCACCCAACUGGAGCCCAACUAUGCGCCUAUCAAGCCCAGCAGAAGCUAUCAGGGAAUGCCCACGGGUGCGGUUUACGGAGGAAACUCUGGUGGAAGCUCCGGCGGAUUGGUCAGUAACCCCUCGUCGGCCCCAUAUUACGACAAGUAUGGGAUGGCCAUGUCCAUGUAUUCGCCGAACGGAGGUCUGCCCAUGUACAGCCAGCCGGAUUUGGGACCUGAAUCUUCGGGACUGCAGACCUACAGGAAGUCCACGAGUAACUGUCACUGGGGCGUAGACUACAAUUCGCCCAACUACAGAUCUCUGCCGCCGGCGACGGUGGCCAACAGCUCCUACCAUCACCCACAUCCGGGACCUGGACCUGGACCUGGACCCGUUCCUGGGCCUGGACCUGGACCCGGAUCCAUCAACAGUGAAUUGUAUUAUGGCUCAACGAAGUACGAUAAAUACGGAAGCACCGGUGUACCGCCCUAUGUCAAUAACCCCUACACAGGUCCAUCGAUCACGCAGUCCUAUGCGGGCCGGACUUUGUGGUCAGGAAAUGAGAGUGCUCCGGCCAGUUCCCGCCAGAAUUGCUGCUCCCAGGGAUACCCAUUGAACCAGCAGAGCUGCUACUACCCGAGGGGUAACGCUUAUGGAUCCAUGGUUUCCGCACCCUAUGGAUCAGCCGGAAGUGCACCGCAAUCGCAGCCCCAAUAUCCACCGGGCACGGGAUCCUCCGCUGCCGCCGCUAUGAAGCUCAAGCAUCCGACUGACAUGUACGUGGGCCAUGGACCCUACGAAACCACUCCCAAUCAACUGGGCUAUGGAUAUAAUCCAGGAUCAAGCACAUCGAGCAACAUGAACAGUCAAAGGUAUGCGGCACCUUUGGUUCCUGGCCUCGGAAUGGGUGGCAUGGGAAUGGGAAUGGGCAUCGGAAUGGGCAUGGGCAUGGAUCCCGGCAACGGGGGCUACUACAACGAUCUUAGUCUCAACAGCCUGGACAGCUACGGAUCUCCCUCGAUGCCCCAGCAAUCAUUGCGAUCCCAGCCCUAUCCGGAUUAUCGCAAGAGAUCUGGAAUGGUGGGGGCCUCCUCUUCGGGAAAUUGUUAUCUAACACAAACGAGCAGUGGAGGAGGCGGACCGCUGGCCAGUCUCGAUGCCCAAGUGGAGAACUUUGUGGGCUUCAAUCUCCAUGCCUCGGCGCCCUCCAACCUGAAUUACACUGUGGAGUCGGCGAAAUCUACGCAGACCAUUCGGGACUUUCUCUCCACCUGGAAGGUGGACGAUGAGGAUGAGGCGAGUGCUGUCCUCGAGUUGGAUCCCCCGAUUGUCGCCGUUGUGGCUCCUGUGCCCAGUACCCCCAACUAUAUGUACGAAUCUCUGCCACCGACUGGACCUCAAGCCACGGCUGUCGUGGAUCAUCAGGGUAUCAAUUUGCCAGACAUAAUCAUAGACAUUGAAAAGGCGAGUGGGAAUGGCGGUGCUCCUGUGGACGAUUCCUUUGGCAGUUUUGAUGUGGAGAAGGAGUUGGACGAACUGCGUCUGAAAACGAGUGCAAUAGAGCAACAACCUGUGAACGAAAGCGAAGCCUUGGCGGAGAUCCUUCGACAACCUGUGACUGCUCCUCUGAUGACGGAACAACCUUCGGCAAGCCUUCCCUUGCCAAGUCCCAUCCUGAACAGCAAUGAGGUGUUUGUAUCUAAGCCACCUGUGGCCAUGGACUUUGAUCAGAACAACAGCUCGAACUCCAAUGAAUCAACAUUUGCCAAGGAGUACGAGACCUUUAUACACAAGAUCGAGGGUUCCGAAAGUGAGAUGGAGGAGGCUGUCCAGGAUGAAGGCGAGUACAGGGAAAACCCAAAAAGAUUCAAGUUCUACAAGAGAAAGCGCAGGGUGACAGAGCCCCAGGAAAGCAUGGAUCAGAAGGACAUAGAACAGCAGGUGGUAAAUAUUAACCAAGGUACCAAUGUAAUCUCCCUUUCUCCUAAAGCCUCGGCCAGAGCUAGUAAAAAGCUCCUGGCCAAGAAGCGCAGAAAUCGCAUUAAGAUGCUUAAGAUCCUGAUAUUCGAGAGUCCCAAAAUUAAGUAUCGGCAUUACUUCAGGGUGCUCAAAGUGUUGCGGAAGAGAAGCGCCUACAGUAGAACUAGACAACUCCGAGCCAUCCUAAUGAAGAAGCAGAUGACCAGGUUGAAGGAGAAUCAACUGCCCUUGAUCAAGAGGCUGGUGAAAAAAUUCGUGGCCCCACCAAAACUUCGCAAUCCUCCCAGUCUCAAGGGCUUGAGUGUCUCGGCCUUGAAUUCCUCCGAAUUCAGAAGUAGUCUACUGAGUGGAACAGAUCGAGAAACGGUCAUCAAGAGUGGCUACAGCUACAAAGAUAAGACUGAAGAAGUUCUGGAUGAACAGGGCUUGGACACCAAAUCCCUGGAGCUACAAUCGAACUUCAAGGGAUUCGAUGACAUUGAAAACACCAAUAUGUCGCCAAAAAUAGAACUUAGAGUGGAGCCCGAAGGCGAGGAGGAUGUGAAGGACUCUAUACCAAAGCCGGAGGAGGACGUUGUCCCAAAUAAGGAGGAGCAAAUACAAGCCUGGCUGAAAAAUAGUGUGGUACCUACCCCAGAAGCAGCAACGGAACCAUCUGAACCAUCGAAACAAAUGGCUAGCCUAGCCGUGUCUUCACCCUCAUCAUCCUCUUCGAGCUCGAGUUCCAGUAGUUCCAGUUCGGACGAUGACGCCAGCAGUACCAGCAGCCAAGAGGAGGAGGAUGCUUCAUCCAGUAGCACCAGUUCCAGCAGCACCAGUUCGCAAAGCUCCACGGCUGGAGAAGAAAGCGACUUUAACGAGCUGGCCGCCCUGGAAAAAGAACUGUCCCAAUCACAAACCGAAGAGCCCAAGGGAGAUCUCUCCAUCCUGGAUAUGAUUGUCAAAAGGGAGACCAUCGAGGAGACAAACCAAGAGGUGGAGGUCUCCAACCACGAUAUUGCCAAACUGAAGGAGAUCCUCGAGAGCGAUGGCGAAGCGCAGCCAAGUGACCUUAGUAAGAUUGCCUUAAAUAGUUCCUUAAAAACAAAAGAGUUAGUCGUAAGCGAGGAAUCGGAAUCUCCGGAUGAAGGGGUCGCUGCUCCUCCCCGGGAAUUGAGCGUCGAGGAGGCGCUGGCGGAGAUGUAUCAACUCUCGGAUUUAGAGGGCAAAGAAGACGAGGAGGAACCGAUCGCGAAUGGUCAGGAUGUCCUGCUCAUCAAUCUGGCCGAGAUCUUUGAUUCCAGCAGUGAUCUCUAUGUGGUGCAGUGCGAUAUGAACGAGAACAUCCUGGGAGUGGUGGCCAACGAGGAGCCGGAGAUCGAGGGAGAGCCCAAUCUCGUUCAGGUGAGUCCCGAGGAGGAGGAACAGGUGGACACCCUGCAGCUCAUCCAGCUUCUGGCCGAACCCCAGCCGGAAUUCGAUGCCACCCCAUUGAUACACCACGAGGAGAUCAUUCACGGCGAGACCCCCGAUCCCCACAAGGAUCGGCGAAAGUUGCUCAAGUAUCUGCAUGGGAAAUAUGUCCAAAGUCGAAUCAGUCGCUUUUACCACGCCCAUCAAAUCCUGCGGAAGUACAAGCGCCAGAGGGCGGGCAGGAAGCGCCCCUGGCGGGUCAAAUAGGAUUCCAGCUUCUACCAAAGAUAUUUCUGGUCCCUAGAUAGGAUCAGAUGUGUUCGGCUUGUCAAAGCAGACGACCCGGAAAGGCGUGCCUAAUCGGAAACCAAACGAAAGAUACACCACACACUUAGAUACACCACAAAAAAUAUGAAGAGUAAAGAUACAGCUACACUUUACCAGAAUCUCAAGACUUUUUUAAUAUUUGGAUUUAUUUUAGGAAACGGAAUAUAGCUUAAUAACAACUAUGUAUAGUCGUUGUUUUAGGGAAAUCAUAAUUUUUAAACUUUUACGAUACUUAUUUUACACCUAAUUAUAUAGAGUAUCAUAUACCAUAUAUAUAUUUUAGAUAUCUGUGCAAUAUUUACAUGAAAAAUGUCGUGUUUAUCUGGAAUGCGCGAAUUCGAAUCUCGAUGGGUUAAGCAUGAGUAAGCAGCGUUAGACGAAGGGUUAAUCGGGGGUCAGUCGGGGAGUUUUGGGGUUUCGGUCCGAGUCGCGUGCAAUUAACCAGAUAUACAUAUAUACAUAUUUUAUCGCCUAAUGUAUCAGCGUUUUAGUCGCUCAGCGAGUCGGGCCAAUUUAAAAUGCUUUUCGCCAAAGGUCAGGCCCAGAUUUUUAGAUACAUUCGCAAUAUAACACAUAUGAUAUAUCGGGGGCCCCGCCAUUCCCUUGUAGUUUAAAUUUUUUAUUGCCACCAAAUGCAGCAUAGACCAAAAAGUAAAAAGAAUCUAAAUAUAUCUGUUGGAAUUGUUUGAUCUGUUAGUAGCCGAAGAC
Molecule: messenger RNA, 5996 nt
Organism: Drosophila suzukii
Lineage: Eukaryota; Metazoa; Arthropoda; Insecta; Diptera; Drosophilidae
Source: RefSeq, a predicted model, not a curated record